Lineus longissimus is the source of this 794-nucleotide messenger RNA. RefSeq lists its product as uncharacterized. The transcript has 2 exons. The record is from RefSeq and is a predicted model, not a curated record. NCBI's taxonomy places the organism in Eukaryota, Metazoa, Nemertea, Pilidiophora, Heteronemertea, Lineidae. Bases 68 to 490 code for a protein of 140 amino acids.
AAAACCAGAAGAGAAAAUUUAAAAGGCUCGUCCAUUUAGAUGUGAUUAUGUCCCGAGUGAACUAAACAUGGCUGUUGGUGUAUUCGUCGUGAGCUUCUUCUUAGUUUCUCCGUUCAUACCUCUCGUUUAUCUGAUUGUUCCACCAAAGACACCUGUUUUAUCUGGGUUUGAACCUGCUGCUACUGGCUCCAACCGUGAACUCGUUUGUGAUGCGUCUCAACCUGACGCGGGGACCAUCACCUAUAAAUGGUAUAAAUACUCGAUUGUUAAUGGUGUAGAGAAUUGGGAAGCCAGAGGACCUAUCGGCACAAGACAGAAUUACAUCUUUAGUCCAGUGACUGAGAAGAAAGUGUUCCACGGUUUAUUUGAAGAGCCUGUCAGUGGCAAAUACCUAUGUCGAGCAUCGAACUCGGCCGGAAUAAGAGACAGCGAAUGGGGAGAUCUGUAUGUCUAUACACCAUUUGAGUUAUUCAAUAAUAUAGGCUUCUGAGAAGUAAAUGUCCACGUCAUUGCGGGCAUUGUAUCAAAGGUUUUACAUGAAGAGAAUGUCAAAUGAAAACAAAUACAAGAGGUUCUUUAGCUCAGUAAAACUAUGUAUAAAUAGAGUUCGAUAUAUUUUACAGGAAUCUCGCUGUGUGUUUAGAAUUUUAUUUUUCAUAACGAUGCCUCGAAUGAAAAGGUAGCCAUUAUCGAGUGAUUGUUCUCCGACUAGUGACUCAUGUGAUUCCUCCAUUACACUGAUGUCGUUUCUUCACCAAUUUUGUUAAGUGAAUUACAUCAUUCUUAUAUACGGA